UAGGUAUUAGUCCACCACAAAAUGUUUGGGCUGAACCUGCAGAAGUAGGAGAGGAACAUAUAAUUCUUUACUGGAAACCUCCACAAGAAAUCAAUCAGUUCUACAUUUCAGUAAAACCUUUGAAGCCUCUUUCUACAGAAGCAACAUAUUUGGUUAACAAAACAAAUUGGAUGGAAAUUAGUUCAUUAGUGCCUGGAAUGACUUAUAAAAUUGGAAUUUCUGCAGUGAAAAAUGGAAAUAUGAGUGAAAUGGUCUUCAUCUAUCAGACACUAAAGCCAAAGCCUGUCAUAUUUGUGGUGCCACUAGAACAGCGCACACACGGUGUGACUUUAUAUGCUCACCUGCCUAAUGAGGGAAUAUUUGACGAAGUAUUUAUAACAAUUAGGAAUGGAGCUAACCAAAAUAUUUCAUUUCCAUGUAACCCUGCUGGAAGAUUCGAACUUAAUGACCUUUUUCCAGGCACUGAAUAUGAAUUCAGCAUUUAUACAAAAAGUGAUGGCAUGCAGAGCACACCAUAUGAAACUAGUGUAAAAACGUGUCUGGCAAGUCCAUUUAACCUACGUGAAGGCAUGGUCAAUGAAACUUCUAUUCAGCUAGUUUGGGACAAAGCAGAGGGGAAUUUCCAGCAAUAUGAAAUUAUAUGUCAGAGCAGUUCAAAUAUUUUUAUGGUGCAAAAGGUAACUGAGGAGAAAGCCAUCUUUUUUCAUUUAAUCCCUGGUACAGUUUAUAUCUUUUCAUUACGUACUGAAAAGGAGCAGUUCAGGGACAGCAUACCUGUUACAGUAGAAAUUCAGACAGUUCCAGCUCCCCCAGAAUACCUAAAUUAUACCAAAGAUACAGGGUCAUUAUGUUUCCAUGGGUUAAGGGCAUUAGGCCAGCUUGAUGGCUAUUUAAUUUUUAUGACUUCUGAAGACUUCAACAGAACGGAAAUAUUGCCUCCUACUCAAAGGCAGCAAGUUUCUGCAAGCUUCUGGAUGAGAGCAGAGUCAAGAUGCAAGUAA
Messenger RNA from Xenopus tropicalis (tropical clawed frog), 1001 nucleotides. RefSeq names its product tenascin-R-like. The transcript has 6 exons. The record is from RefSeq and is a predicted model, not a curated record. Lineage: Eukaryota; Metazoa; Chordata; Amphibia; Anura; Pipidae. The coding region runs from base 171 to 1001 and encodes 276 amino acids.